UACAAGCACCAUGCAAGCGAAUCCGAUGCUAUAGAUCUCGAGAAGAGACCAGUCACAUGUCUACUCCACUGCUGCUACUUUAUUCCGCAGUGCACGUUUCGAAUGGCUCAUGACAAGCUACUGCUAUGUGAUCUGUUUGGCCGAACGAUGUUACCUAUCGGGUGCAUUCGCCCCAUCCAAAUCAGGGUCCAUCAAGACCCUACCACAUGCUCUCGCAAUUAUUCUCCUGAGGCCCACACCAGUAGCACGAGCCAUGACGGCAUGGCCUCGAACAAUGAUGAAAAUCCGAUACGGGGAAUUGCAAAUGCCACGCCUCCAGGAGUCACGGGGAUGAUGCGGCAGUGGCCCGUCGCUAUGAGGAUCGCUUGCUUAUCUGGCACGAGGGAUGAAUAAUAGCAUGACGCGUAGUGAGCUGAAAGUGGCCCCUGUGGGUUCCAAGGACUUGCACGAACCCAAGUGUUUUAACGCAACGGCGUACUUUAUGCG
Aspergillus eucalypticola CBS 122712 is the source of this 486-nucleotide messenger RNA. RefSeq lists its product as uncharacterized. The record is from RefSeq and is a predicted model, not a curated record. NCBI's taxonomy places the organism in Eukaryota, Fungi, Ascomycota, Eurotiomycetes, Eurotiales, Aspergillaceae. The transcript has a single exon. Bases 103 to 393 code for a protein of 96 amino acids.